Molecule: messenger RNA, 1467 nt
Organism: Zophobas morio
Lineage: Eukaryota; Metazoa; Arthropoda; Insecta; Coleoptera; Tenebrionidae
Product: cytochrome P450 4C1-like
Exons: 7
Coding region: 1-1467 (488 amino acids)
Molecular function (GO): iron ion binding; heme binding; monooxygenase activity
Source: RefSeq, a predicted model, not a curated record
AUGUUCCUCUUCGCCGCUUUGACCCUCCUGGCUACCCUGUGGUGCUUCCAGUUCUUCUGGAAGCGAAAGCGCCUCUACGAACUCUCCUGGAAGAUCCCCGGACCCAUGCACUUCCCGUUCAUCGGAAGCGCCUACAUGUUCCUCCACGGAGAUUCCUCAGAGAUCGCCAAGAGGUUCAUGCGACUGUUUGACGAGCACCCGGAGCUGUCGAAGUUCUGGAUGGGCCCGGAGCUGGUGUUUUUGGUCAGCAAACCGGAGUACUUGGAGGUGAUACUAAAUAGUCCGGGUACUUUUGAGAAGAUCGAGUUGUAUAAGUACACGAAGCCGAUUCUGGGGGAUGGGAUGAUUUCGGCUCCGGUGAAAGUGUGGAAGAGACAUCGGAAGAUUCUCGCGCCGGCUUUAAAUCAAAAAAUUUUGAAUGAGUACCCGGAGAUUAUUUGUCAGCAGUGUAAUACUUUGAUUGAGAUUUUGCAGACGAAGGUUGGGGGUGAGGAGAUUGACCAUUGUCGGUAUGUGACGAACUGUGCCAUAGAUAUAGUUGGGGAAACUAUUUUCGGACUACCAAUUAGUGCACAAGUUAAUGAUGCCAAUUAUAGUCAUUUGAUUGACAGAUUAGUGGAAAUAGUGUUUGUGAAAGCCUUCCGGUUAUCCUAUCAUUUUGACUUUAUUUUUCGGUGGACCCAAGACUAUAAAGACCAAGAAGAACUCGUUAACAAGAUUAAGAAAGUCAGUCGGGGGUUAAUCGAGAAGAAAAAGGAGCAACUGGGGGCUCAACUUGAAACCGAAGAAAACAAGAAAAAGCCUCUGCUGGACCUCCUCGUGGAAAAAUACUUGACUAAAGAAUUCACGGAAGAGGAAGUCGAAGACGAAGUGAACACUUUCUUGCUUGCUGGUACCGACACCAACGCUACCUCCAUCUCCUUCGCCUUAACCCUUCUAGGGAUGCAUCCAAUCAUCCAAUACCACCUCUACAAAGAAGUCAUGGAAGUCCUAGGUCCCGAUCGUACCAUCACCCUCGAGGACUUACCUAAACUCAAAUACACAGAGCGCGUCAUUAAAGAAACCCUUCGUAUAUUCCCGGGAGCCCCUUUCAUCGGACGAGUCGUCGAAGAGGACAUCAUCUUACCCGACUUAGUUAUCCCAAAAGGGUCCAACCUGGCAAUCGGGUACUUACACCUGCAUCGCAGUCCCAAGUACUGGGACGACCCUUUGAAGUUCGACCCCGACAGGUUUUUACCAGAGAGGUCCCUAAACAGGCACCCAUACACAUGGCUGCCUUUUUCAGGAGGACCACGGAACUGUGUAGGAAUGAAAUAUGGUAUGAUGGUAGUGAAAAUCGUCGUGGCCAUGGUCAUCAGGAAGUUCAAGGUUACGAGUUCCAUUAAGGCGAUUGAAGACAUUGAACUGACAACUAAUAUAGUCUUGAAGCCGAAAAAUGGAUUCAAGUUGGCGUUUGAGCUUAGAUAA